CAAAUAAAAUAAAAUUCCACACACUAAUCCAACGGCCCACGCCACCUCACUACCCUCAAAUCAAAUCCCCACCGUCCAAUCAGAUCUACAUCACCCAAUAAACACACACCAUUUUAUCCAACCCACUCCCCUCAGAUCUCACAAGGCUGCAAAAGAAAAAAACACAGAAACACAGAAGUAGCCUCUAACCUAGGAGAAAUAAAAGCACACAUUUUUAUAUUUACAAAAUUGCCCUCCAUGGUGGAAUCAGUACAGUCAUACACUACUCGCCGGGGAAGUAACCCGAGGCUUGAAAAUAACGACCAGGUUCUUGAAAUUCCGGUGACUCCGACCGGCGAUGUACGGCACAGCUCAGGCGGCAACCCAAUUAAAUCUUUAGUGACCCCAACUGCUCUAACAGCCUUAAUUAUUGCAUCUUGGUACUUAUCGAACAUUGGUGUUCUUUUACUAAAUAAGUAUCUUUUGAGUUUUUAUGGCUUUAGGUACCCUAUUUUUCUUACAAUGUUGCACAUGAUUUCGUGUACUGCGUAUUCUUAUGUGUCUAUUUGUUGGUUUGAGGUUGUCCCAUUUCAGCAGAUUUUGAGUAGGAGACAGUUUUUAAAGAUUCUUGCUUUGAGUGUUAUAUUUUGUUUCUCAGUUGUUUGUGGAAAUACCUCUUUGAGAUACUUGCCUGUUUCGUUUAAUCAAGCAAUUGGGGCUACUACGCCUUUUUUCACUGCGAUAUUCGCGUUCUUGAUUACGUUUAAGAAGGAGUCUGGGGAGGUUUAUUUGGCCUUGAUGCCUGUGGUGUUUGGCAUUGUGUUGGCAAGUAAUAGUGAGCCAUUGUUUCAUUUGUUCGGGUUUUUGGUUUGCGUGGGGUCGACAGCUGGGAGGGCUUUGAAGUCUGUGGUUCAAGGGAUUUUGUUGAGUUCCGAAGGGGAGAAGUUGCAUUCGAUGAAUUUGCUUUUGUAUAUGGCGCCUAUGGCGGCGAUGAUUUUGCUUCCGUUUACGCUGUAUAUUGAGGGGAAUGUGUUUGCGAUUACUGUUGAGAAGGCGAGGACGGAUUGGUUUAUGGUGUUUUUGUUGGCGGGGAAUGCUACAGUUGCGUAUUUAGUGAACUUGACGAACUUUUUGGUGACAAAACAUACCAGUGCUCUGACACUGCAGGUGUUGGGGAAUGCUAAGGCGGCGGUGGCUGCUGUAGUGUCGGUGUUGAUUUUUAAGAAUCCUGUGACGGCGAUGGGUAUGGCGGGUUUUGCCGUGACAGUUAUGGGUGUUGUACUUUACAGUGAAGCAAAGAAGAGGUCCAAAGCUACAGCUCAUUGAUGAUAAAUGAUUCCAUUACUAUACUCUGGUGCGGCUCUUUUUGUCUUUUGAAAAGCUUAUUAUUCUUGUUUUUAAUUAAAGGAAAAGAAAGGAAAAGGGUGGAAAUUCAUCAUUCUAUUGUAUAGGAUUGUCCUUGAUGACUGAAAUAUUGCUUUUUAUAUAAUUGUUCUUGAUAGGGGAUUGUUUAAGGGGGGGAAAAUUCUUUCUUUAACUUUCCUUAAGUUGUACUUAUAUAUACUGUUUCAUGCAAUUGGAAUACAAGGAAUAAUUAUUCAGCUGA
This is a messenger RNA of Daucus carota subsp. sativus, 1585 nucleotides long. RefSeq names its product probable sugar phosphate/phosphate translocator At1g12500. NCBI's taxonomy places the organism in Eukaryota, Viridiplantae, Streptophyta, Magnoliopsida, Apiales, Apiaceae. Gene Ontology annotation, molecular function: antiporter activity. Gene Ontology annotation, cellular component: Golgi apparatus. The transcript has a single exon. The record is from RefSeq and is a predicted model, not a curated record. The coding region runs from base 238 to 1305 and encodes 355 amino acids.